CUUUGCAAUGGCAUCUCUCAGUCGGAACUCAGAUCGGGACGCCGUGGUGGACUUCGUGGAGACCCCAUUCUUCAGAGACUACAAGGACAUCAUGUACCGGAAGUCCAACAGCACGAAGAACUGGCGCCUGUUGUUGGACAUCUUUAGACCUACUGUUCUGUUGUGUAUCGGCGUGGCUCUGGUGGUGUACACAUCUCUGUAUCUCCUGCUGCAGCUCGGGCCCAGGGAACGCCGGGAGGAGAGAACUUGCGUCUACAUAUCCAACGUCAGCUGCUAUAUUUACGGGGCUCUCUUCAGCCAAGGAGGAAAGCAUCUGCCGUUCUCAGCAUCCGGGCGGUUUCUAGUGGCUUCGUGGUGGAUCUUCUCUAUCGUGAUGUCGGCGACCUACAGCGCCAAGCUGAUCGCUAACCUCGCUGUGCCCAGGGUAGACAAGCCCUUCAGUUCCACCAGGGAGCUUCUGGAGAACACAGACUACAAGUGGGGCGUGGUCGGGAAAAGUUCCACCUACUCUCUACUCUCGAUAUCCAAAGAUUCCGACAUUCAGGAACUUUGGAAGAAGAUGGUUAUCUUCAACAAGACCGACCCCUCCGUGUUCAGCCGCAGCAUAACCGACCACAUUGAGAAAGUCCUGACGGAACCGUACGCGUACGUCAUGGGCCACGACAAGCUGGGGAACGGCACGGACUGUAAGGUUACCUUCCUGAGGGAGAAGCUGUUUGAAUACAGCAAGGGGAUGGCCUUACCACAAGACUCACCCCUCAAGGAGGACUUUGAUAAAGUAAUGAUCCACUUAUCCGAGACGGGAUUUCUCAACCGCCUGGCCAAGAAGUGGAUUAUAUCCGACGGGCAAUGCCUUGUGGGAAAGUCGGCUGCUACCGUUGUGACGUUGGAGGACAUGCACAGUGCCUUCUACCUGCUGCUGGCGGGUUUCGGCGCCAGCUGCUGCAUCCUCAUCUUUGAAUGGUUGUAUCGCAUGAUGCAGUCUUACCGAUUUGAAAAACAAAAAAAGGAUUUUGCCAUAAGUAGCCAAUGUAAUCCUUUAUUAUGUUAUUGAUUGCUCAUAACUACUUGUGCCUAUGUAUGAUUCUUUAAACUAAUGUAUACACGGGAAACAGUUCUAUAUUAACAGACAUAUGUAUAGUACAGAAUACCCCUUCUGUAAUGACAUCGAUUAUCAUGCAUUGUAGAUGUACAUGAUUUCAGUUGUUGUGUUAGGUUCAUUGCUGUUAUCUGUUUUUACUGUCAACUGUCUUAUAUAAUUUUCUGUCAGCCUAUUCACGAAGCUGUCUCUGCGCUAGGAUUGUCGUAAUUGUGUCGUAGCGAAACAAAUCUUAACUGAGUCCACCAUUCUCGAUGCUGUAUUAAAAGUAGCGCUAAAAGUAGGGUAAGAUGACCGACAACGGAAUGUAUGUUGAAGAAAACGAUUCGGCAGUAGGUGUCUACUGUAUCAUUUCUAACUAUAAACCCAACAGCUUUCCACUUGCACUUUCGAAACGCGAACAACAGAUACCAGAAAACAAUCCACAAACAUCGCAUUUACCGAUUAUGACUAAUGCCUAACAGCGAGUCGAUAACAGAAACACUAGCAACAUGUUUGCACUGAUAUCGUUAUGACCGUGACCUUGUCUUGGCAAGGGGAGUUAAUUAUAUAGCGAGUGAGAGUGGUUUCCC
Molecule: messenger RNA, 1671 nt
Organism: Haliotis rufescens (red abalone)
Lineage: Eukaryota; Metazoa; Mollusca; Gastropoda; Lepetellida; Haliotidae
Product: glutamate receptor ionotropic, kainate 2-like
Exons: 4
Coding region: 8-1054 (348 amino acids)
Cellular component (GO): membrane
Molecular function (GO): ligand-gated monoatomic ion channel activity
Source: RefSeq, a predicted model, not a curated record